AGGCCUUAAUUAUUAUCGGAUAUCCCUCCAGAUCGAGCAGGCCGGUACUGACCAUGGAUUACCCUAUUCCUACUCCGGAAGAGCAACACAAAGGUCCUGAUCUUAGACAGCAACACUACAAUGGAGAUGCUGGCCGGGUGUUGCCAAGAGAUGGGGAACCAAAAAAGAGUAGUUUUGUCCGGUGGGAAGACAGCAUUACUACUACUUCUAGAGAUCAGGGUAAAAACAAUAUGACCCCUGAACCUUGCCAUGAGGAGAAGACCAUGCGCAAGUCUGGAGGCGAAAGCCAAGUGAAGAAACAAGCAGGUUUCAGCAACAACGUCGGAAGCAGUGCCAAAGCCAAGACGGGUGUGGAUAAUCCUACUGGGAAUAUUGAUACUUCUGUGUGGUCCAAAAAGGACAAUAUUAAUUGUGUUCUCGUGGGAGUAGACAUUAACCAAUAUGAUAUGUUAUCAAACGACCGUAAGGAGGAUGGGAAAACUGCAGGGGUCCAGUCAAAAAAUGUAGCAGACCCGUUGAGCAGACCUCAUCAAUUAUUUCAGGGUGAAAACAGUACGGCAUCACCCACAAUUCCAUCGGAUGAUGAAAAGGAUGAAAAAGGUCAUGAAAAUGCGACGUUCGACAUUAACGUUGAUCCACAAACAACUCCAUCGAAUGCAAAGGAGAUGAAGGGUAUUACUUAUUAUGAUAACACAUGCAGUUUCAAGUUUAUUGUUUAA
Messenger RNA from Carya illinoinensis, 719 nucleotides. RefSeq lists its product as uncharacterized. The transcript has 4 exons. The record is from RefSeq and is a predicted model, not a curated record. NCBI's taxonomy places the organism in Eukaryota, Viridiplantae, Streptophyta, Magnoliopsida, Fagales, Juglandaceae. The coding region runs from base 54 to 719 and encodes 221 amino acids.